UUCGAUCCUGUUCAUCUUACUAAAAUAUGGCAGAUAAAAUCGUCAAUUCCUGCUUGCUGUCCAAGACUGUCAUCACUCUAUCCAUCUUAAGUUUGUUGUUGUGCUGUGGUGUGUUUUUGAGAACAGAAUUGAUGCUAAACGAGCUGUAUUCAAGAGAAAUCACGCUGCCAGACAAGAUGACUUCAAAAAACUCCAUAAACGAUGGCAUGAAUCGACUCGACAAAGUUCAACAUUCACAACAAAAAGAAGGAAAACAAAAUGAAGAAAUUCUGAAAAGAAAAGUAAGACAUGCUACAAAUGGAAUCAACAACACAGUUAAGUUACUGACUGAUAUAUUCUCAAACAAAAUCCAUCAAGAGGUCGGCAAAGCAGUAGCCAGUUUACAAGCUGCCAAAUACUGGAUUCCAGUUCCAGGGCCUCCCGGUCCACAAGGAAAACCUGGCCCAAGAGGACCGAGAGGACGAAAUGGUAGAACUGGACGUCGCGGAAAACGAGGACCACGUGGUUUUCCUGGAAAGAUCGGGCUUCCUGGUCCUAGAGGAAUGCCAGGACCACAAGGACCGAAGGGAGAUCCUGGUCCUUCCUUAGCACGUCCAACAGUUCUCAUUUCACCGGCACAUCUCAUCGUCAAUGAAAGCCAGUCCGCCAUCUUACAUUGUUCAUCUAGUGGUUAUCCUCGACCUGAUGUUGUCUGGAGUAAAAACAACGGUACAUUACCACACAAACGAGCAGUAGUUGAUAGCACUGGCAAACUUGAUAUCAAACACGUGACWVYCAAUGACUCAGGAAUCUAUCAGUGUAAGGCUUCUAAUAUUCUUGACAGCACACAAACAACAGCGAAACUCCAAGUGAACUUCCACCCACGGCUGACCUUAAACAAACAAUCAAUCUACAAAAAGAUUGGUGAUAACAUUCUUCUCCCUGCGUGUCACGUGACUGGAUUCCCUAAGCCAAAAGUCACAUGGUCCAAGAGUAUUGGUUCUUUGCCUAAAAGUCGUUCUGCUAUUACGGAAGGGCAACUUGCUAUACUUAAAUCGACAAAACAUGAUUCAGGGACAUAUGUUUGCAAAGCUGAAAAUCUCCUUGGUUCUGUAGUAGGAUCAGUUGUUGUGAAUGUUAUUGAUCUGCCUGUGUUUGUUGUCAAGACCCACGUCGUAUACAGUUCUUGCAGAGAAAAUCGUAGUGUUAAACUGUACUCUGCUAAAGGUGACCCUCAGCCUGUCAUUAGUUGGAGAAAAGACAACGGACGUUUUCCUGUUGGUAGAUAUGAAGUGAAAGAUGAUUCUUUGAUUAUAAGGAACGUCAAGGAAACAGAUUCAGGCGUGAUUGUGUGCACUGCUACGAGUGCUGGAGUGUCUGAUACAGAAUCUAGAACAACGCUGACUGUACAACAUGCAAAGGAUUGCGCAGAUCUUUACAAAUCAGGAGAGAGACGUAGUGGUGUGUACACAGUAAAACCGGACAAGCAGUCUGCAUUUCAAGUCUACUGUGACAUGACAACUGACGGUGGGGGUUGGACUGUGAUCCAAAGAAGACAAGAUGGAUCGGUUGAUUUCUAUCGCGAUUGGCAGCAAUACAAAACAGGUUUUGGAAACCUGAAUGGCGAGUUUUGGUUGGGUAACGAUUACAUCCAUCGACUGACAGCAAGAACAGCGUCGAGUCUGCGCGUUGAGUUAGAGGACUGGGACAGAACUAGGAAGUAUGCCAAAUAUGGUAGUUUUAGUGUUGGCGAUGAAUCAGACAAGUACAGGCUGAGGGUUGGUUCGUAUUCAGGUUAUGCUGGGGACUCGUUAUCAUAUCAUAACAAUAUGGCGUUUACUACAAAAGAUAGAGAUAACGACAAGAGUAGUGGUGAGAACUGUGAUACUCAAUAUACCGGUGCCUGGUGGUAUGACGAUUGUUAUUCUUCUAAUCUGAAUGGAAAGUAUCUUGGAAGCAAGUACUCCACUGACGGAAUGGUUUGGAGAUUCUUUCAUGACAACCUCCUAAGCUUGAAAAAUUCCGAAAUCAAGAUACGUCCAACUGUCUUUUAGAUUUCAUAUGACUAUAUAAGCUCAAUAAACAUUGACAGACAUAGCAACCAAUUAAAAGCUAACUGUUUUUGAUUAAAACUGAUCUGAGUCAUGUUUUGGACACCAAAUUUAAUUGUAUUUAAACUAGUGUAUUGAAAAAUAUAAUGUCCAAUAUAUUUGUUCCGUAAUAUAUUUCUCUUCGUCUUUGUUAAUUCGAGGGCGGAAAACGGGCGGAUAGCGGAUAAAUUAUUUUGAUCAGCAAUUUUCGCUGUCUUGUGUGUCUCCCAUGAAGAUUGGAAACUAGUUCUCAUUAGUUCUUUAGUCAAGUACUUGGCACACUGUUGUGAAAUAAAAUUAAUUUGUCUAAUUUUUGAUCAUUAAUAGCUUAGACAUACAGCCCAGCUUGAAAGGUUUGUCCACUUAGAGAGUUAUUUUAAACGUUCCAAUUGUCACGUGUCUUGACGUUUCUAGUCCUUAUAGAGUUUUAAAAAUACCUUGUCAUGGCCUUAUUUUUUUCAAUGACAUCUAAUUUUCACUAAUAAUGUAAACGAUACUGAAUUUCAGAUGAAUAAAAGUUGUUUUAACUCGU
Messenger RNA from Exaiptasia diaphana, 2601 nucleotides. RefSeq lists its product as uncharacterized. Lineage: Eukaryota; Metazoa; Cnidaria; Anthozoa; Actiniaria; Aiptasiidae. The record is from RefSeq and is a predicted model, not a curated record.